AUUGUGAAGUUUUGAGGGCUUAACGUCAGGGGAAUAUAACACAGCUUGGUCCAUAAUGGAGUCCAUAGUGAGCAGUGAGGUCAUUCUCUCAGUUUAUAUCAUUUCAUUCCUGAUCGGCUUCCCCUGCAAUCUCAUCGCUCUCUGUGCGUUUAGUGUCAAGAUCCGCUCAAAGCCAGUUCCCACAGACAUCCUGCUGCUCAAUCUGACCGUCUCUGACCUGCUCUUCUUGAUCAUCCUUCCUCUCAAGAUGUACGAGGCAGCCUCUGGUAUGGAAUGGAAUCUGUCUCAUUUCAUGUGCUCCAUCACCUCCUUCACCCUUUACUCCACAAUCUACACCAGCUCCUUGCUGCUGAUGGCAGUCAGCGUGGUCCGCUACAUAGGAGCAGCAUUCCCUCUCACCUAUCGCCAGCUGCAUAAACCUGUGUAUGCAGCUGUUAUUAGUGCUGUUAUUUGGUUGAUCUCAGCAGCACACUGCAGCAUUGCUUUCAUCAUCCAGCACCACCCAUCUCUGACCAGCAAAAACUCCAGUGUGUGCUAUGAACACUUUACAAAAAAGCAGUUGGAGGUCCUCCUCCCAGUACGUUUGGAGUUUUUCUUUGUACUCUGCCUUUUCCCUCUUCUAAUUUGUGUUUACUGCUACUUGCGCUGCAUCUUGAUUCUACACAACCGUCCCAGGAUAUCCCGGGUGCGGAAACAGAAGGCCAUUGGCAUGGCCUUGGGGACGCUUGCUGUGUUCCUCAUUUGUGUUCUUCCAUACAAUUUAUCUCAUAUAGUGGGUUACAUUCAGGGACAGAACCCAGAGUGGAGGUACUAUGCCUUUCUGCUUAGCUGCUUCAACACCUCUAUUGAUCCCAUCAUCUUCUAUUUUUCCUCCUCCAUCUUCUGCUUCUCCAGUGAAAAACGUAUUUUCAGGAAGUGUAAACAGCCUGUUUGA
Archocentrus centrarchus (flier cichlid) is the source of this 934-nucleotide messenger RNA. RefSeq names its product free fatty acid receptor 2-like. Gene Ontology annotation, biological process: cellular response to fatty acid; G protein-coupled receptor signaling pathway. Lineage: Eukaryota; Metazoa; Chordata; Actinopteri; Cichliformes; Cichlidae. The transcript is spliced from 2 exons. The record is from RefSeq and is a predicted model, not a curated record. The coding region runs from base 56 to 934 and encodes 292 amino acids. Gene Ontology annotation, molecular function: G protein-coupled receptor activity. Gene Ontology annotation, cellular component: plasma membrane.